This is a messenger RNA of Harmonia axyridis, 2745 nucleotides long. Its product is annotated as non-lysosomal glucosylceramidase. Lineage: Eukaryota; Metazoa; Arthropoda; Insecta; Coleoptera; Coccinellidae. Gene Ontology annotation, biological process: glucosylceramide catabolic process; carbohydrate metabolic process. Gene Ontology annotation, molecular function: glucosylceramidase activity; beta-glucosidase activity. The transcript is spliced from 12 exons. The record is from RefSeq and is a predicted model, not a curated record. Bases 176 to 2614 code for a protein of 812 amino acids. Gene Ontology annotation, cellular component: membrane.
AGUAUUGCUGUGUUGUGUUGCUAGUCUGGGAAAUCUAUUCAAAAUUAAGGAAAACAAAGCGAUUGAUAAAGAAACAGAAUGCAAUUUUAUAUUUCAUUCCGGUUUUAGAUAUCCUAGAGUUCAGUUGCUAAAUGCAGUCAAAUAUACCGCUGAGAUAAUUAAAAUCCGUUAAAACAUGAAGAGUUCUAAUCGGGAAACUGAUAUUCCAAAGUACGGUUUGAAACUGAAAUUAAAUCAUGAAUAUCCCGAAGAUAGAACUCAAGCAUACGUUCCUAGUCUACGUACAAUUUUUACUCUUUUUCCAUUAAUUAUCAGGUACAUAUUCUUCUAUUUGAAAUGUAAAAUAAGUGGCAAGACCAUUAUUAUGGAUUAUGUUCAUCCUAAAAGAGCUAAACGUAUUUAUGGUGUUCCUCUUGGAGGAAUAGGUUCAGGUUCUAUUGGCAGAGGUUAUAAGGGGGAAUUCUGCAGAUUUCAGAUGAAACCAGGUCUCUAUGAAUGGAAAACAGUAGAAGCAAACCAAUUCAUAGUAACAAUAAAAGAUGAACAUCAGAAAACUAUAUUCCACAGUUUAUUAUCAACAUAUCCGAAAAAAACUUUGAGCUCUUGGAAAAGUUUGAUUGAAGCUGAUAAAUGUAAAUAUACAGGCCUGUACCCAAGAAGUUGGACAGAAUACGAUAUUUCAGAAUAUGGUGUCAAAUUACUUUGUAGACAAGUGUCGCCCAUAAUCCCUAAUAAUUAUAAGGAUUCCACAUUGCCAUGUGCUGUUUUCGAAUGGAAUGUUGAAAAUGUUUGUGACACCGACAGGACUGUAACGAUUGCUUUCACUUUCAAAAAUGGAACAGGAAACAAGAAAGAAGAUAAAUUAUCUUCAAGUCACUCCAAAGCCUUCAGUGUUGGGGGCACUGAUGGUGUCAUUUUGUAUCACACAGUCUGUGGUAUGCCAGCUAGCUAUGUAUUGGCAACAGAAGCAGGUAAAGGCAGAGAAAUUUCGAAGUGCCUUCAUUUCGAUCCCAAUUCCAGUGGUUCGGAGCCUUGGUAUCAAUUGAAAAACGAUGGAAAGUUCCAGAAACACGCGGACUCUAAUACGAAGAUAAUUCACGGAGAGAUGGCUUGUGGCCUUGCGGUAAAACUGACAGUAAAACCAACUGAAACAGAAGUCAUCAAAUAUAAUUUGGUUUGGGAUAUACCGUUGAUAAAUUUUCCCAUGAAAGCGAAGAAGUAUUACAAAAAAUACACUGAUUUCUUUGGCCGUGAAGAUGCAGCCCUGAAGAUUUCUCAGUAUUCUUUUCAAAACUACAGACAGUGGGAAAAAGAUAUUCAUGCAUGGCAGAGUACAGUUUUAAAUGAUAGUAAUAUCCCAACAUGGUUCAAAACUGCUGUAUUCAAUCAGUUAUAUUUUGUGAGUGAUGGUGGAAGUAUUUGGCUUACUUUGGACGAAAAGGAGAAGGAAGCAUUACCAGAAACAGAUCCAAGAAGAACAUAUGGCAGGUAUGCUUACCUGGAAGGACACGAGUAUAGAAUGUACAACACCUACGAUGUUCACUUUUACGCUUCUUUUGCGUUGAGCAUGAAUUGGCCACAUCUUCAAAGCAUAAUACAAUACGAGAUGAAGGAUAUGGUGUUCGAGGAAAUUCCUGACAAGGUAACCAUGCUCUUUGAUGGAGAGAGUGUCGAGAGGAAAGUUGUGAAUACAAUUCCCCAUGAUAUUGGAAAUCCAGGUGAAGAACCUUUUGUCCUCCCCAAUGCUUACAACAUUCACGACGUGAGCGAAUGGAAAGAUUUGAACUCAAAGUUUGUCCUGCAAGUUUUUCGAGACGCUUGGCUUACCCAAGAUGGAAAAGUCAACGAAGUUUAUCUCAGAGAUAUGUACGAUGCUUGUUACAUAGUCACCAUGAAUCUCUUAAAAUUCGAUACUGACAAAGAUGGUCUCAUAGAGAACAACUCUAAGCCUGACCAAACAUACGAUACUUGGACCAUGACUGGACCCAGUGCCUAUUGUGGAGGACUGUGGCUGGCAUCACUGUUUGCCAUGGUAAAAAUGGCUGAACGCCUAGGCAAAGAAGAAGAUUCCAAAACAUUCCGCGACCUGUUGGAAAAAGGAAAAAAUUCCUUCGAUAAUAAACUUUGGAACGGUAUUUAUUACAAUUUCGACUGUUCAGAAGAUGAGAAGAAAUCUAUAAUGGCUGAUCAGCUGUGCGGCCAUUGGUAUUUGAGAAGCAGCGGAUUCAAUUACGAAGUAUUUCCGGAGGAGAAUGUUCGCAGUAGCCUGAAAACUAUUUAUGCCAAUAAUGUGCAAUCUUUUUGUAAUGGAAAUAUGGGAGCUGUAAACGGAUUCAUUCAUGGAGACCAAGAUCAUUUUACAAUACAGAGUUUGGAAGUAUGGCCUGGUGUGACCUAUUCCUUAGCUUCCACUAUGAUAUUCGAGGGUAUGAUAGCUGAAGGAUUUAAGACUGCAGAAGGGAUGUACAAUGCAAUGACUGACAUGUUUGGACUUGCUUUUGACUAUCCAGAAGCUAUUUAUGCUCAUAAAAACUAUCGUUCUAUUGGUUAUAUGCGACCUCUAAGUAUAUGGUCAAUGUUACUGGCUUACCAGAAGAGUCAAGUGAAAAAUUAAUACGUACGAGAUAUUAUAUCAACGUAAUUUUAAGAUUAAGAAUCAUAAUGUUUAGUUUUAAAUGGGCACAUUUAUUAUUUGAAUCUCCGUAUUAUUUUAUCUACAAAGUAUUAAAUAUGUGUUUUUUUUAA